AUGGUUGGUAGACGACAAUGGAAUGCUGAUCAAGGUGCUCGGCAUCGUGGCUCUCACAUCGGUGAAGAUGCACGCCCUCAAUAUGAAGAUGGUCCUCGCGAUCUCGAAAACGGUCGAUACUAUGAUUACGGCAUCGGAAACAAGGAUUCGCGACCGAAACCUCGGAUUAUGAAGUUUCAGGACGCUGCUAGAACAGCUCUUGAAGACGCUCGUCGUGGCGAGAUCAAACGCGCCCUCAUGCACGGUAUCGAUCGAUCGGGUCUGGAAAAGUAUCGAAAGUCGGACGAGGAACUCAAACAGAUGAAGAACAAGAAGCUCCGCCAAUUCUAUGAACAACAAAAUGAACGGUUGAACGAUUGGUUGGAGGUCGACGCGGUUGUUAUGGCCAUUGCCGACGAUGUUCUCGAGUCGAUGAAUCCGGAUCCUGACCACGACGGUGAUCAGGAGCGCUGUGGUGGAAUUCAGCGUGUGGAGGGUAAUAUCGGAGAGUUGUUGCCUGACGAGGAGAAGGAAAAGAGACGAAAGGCAGCCAAGAGGGCCAAUCUCGCCAUCAACAUUAAUGUGAUAGCCAACAUUCUUCUUCUGGCUGGUAAAGCCUUCGCCGUAUUCACCACAGGGUCUCUCUCCCUUGUCGCAUCGCUCGUCGACUCGGCGCUGGACCUUCUCUGCACACUCAUCGUAUGGUCAACAAGUCGACUCGUCCUUUGGAGGUUGCAAGCGAUGCAGCGUCGAUUUCCCGUUGGUAAAAGACGUCUCGAACCAUUGGGUAUCCUGGUAUUCUCCAUCAUCAUGGUCAUUUCUUUCCUGCAGAUCCUCCAAGAGUCUCUCUCCCGUCUGAUGCCUCCACAUGCUGAAGCCGAGAUUCUCAGUUGGGCUGCUAUCGCUUCGUUGCUGGCGACGAUUAUCCUCAAGGGGGCUAUUGGCCUUGGAUGUCGACCUAUCCAAUCCAGUCAGGUGCAAGCGCUUGUGCAGGAUUGCAAAACCGACGUUAUCUUCAACACUCUGUCACUGCUCUUCCCCUUCAUCGGAUACCGCGCCAAUGUUUGGUGGUUGGAUCCCGUCGGCGCCGGUCUUUUGUCUAUCUUCAUCAUUUACGACUGGGGUCAUACCUGUUUCGAGAACGUUGUACGCCUCUCGGGUGAAGCAGCCGACGACCACACCCUCAAGAAACUCAUCUAUCUCGCAUACCGUUUCGCGCCUGUUGUAACAGGGUUCAAGAACGUAACAGCAUACCACGCAGGCGAUGGUGUCUGGGUCGAAUUCGAUGUUUUGCUCGAUGAAAAGACUCCAUUGAAUAGAUCGCACGACAUUGCUGAGACGUUACAGUAUUGCGCUGAAGGUUUGGGUGAGGUGGAUCGAGCGUUUGUCACAACGGAUUACGCAGCUUCGGGACCGUUGGGACAUGCAACGGAUUCAGAGUGGAAUCACUAG
Messenger RNA from Fusarium coffeatum, 1431 nucleotides. RefSeq lists its product as uncharacterized. Gene Ontology annotation, cellular component: membrane. The record is from RefSeq and is a predicted model, not a curated record. The transcript has a single exon. Gene Ontology annotation, biological process: monoatomic cation transport; transmembrane transport. Bases 1 to 1431 code for a protein of 476 amino acids. NCBI's taxonomy places the organism in Eukaryota, Fungi, Ascomycota, Sordariomycetes, Hypocreales, Nectriaceae. Gene Ontology annotation, molecular function: monoatomic cation transmembrane transporter activity.